AAGGCGGAAAACAAAUUUCCCCUUCCUUCCGCCCAGAAGAAGAGGGGAUGGGAUCUGAGGAAGAAUCCUCUUCUAAUCCCUUUUUCUAUUGGGACGCCGUCGCCGAGGAGGAGCUCCGAGCUAUCGAGGCGGCCUACGCCUCCGCUUCCGCCAAGCGGCGGCUCUCCAAGCUCGAGGCCCAGGACACCGACGCCGCCGAUCAGCGAUCCAAGGGUCGCCGUUUGCCCGAUUGGGGGAGUACCACGGCCGUCCCGUUAAGACACCGCGCCGCCGACGGGAUGCCGCCUUCUCCUAGAAAUGGGCUUUGGAAUCUCGCUUCCCGUCCUUGCCGAGAAAAUUUCAAACUGAAAUACCCAGCCAUGAUUUUUCGGGGACAGAUUAUGUAUAGUAGGACAGCUUCUGAAGUAGAGCUAGCUACUAAGGAGAUUUUGGAUAAAAUUGAUGCCAUGAAGCAUAAUUCUGAUCAAGUCUCUCUUGGAUUUGAUAUCGAGUGGAGACCUGUGUUCAAAAGAGGAGCAUCUCCAAGGAAAGCUGCAGUGAUGCAGAUAUGCAUGGACAACUCUCACUGUUAUGUAAUGCACAUCAUUCAUUCUGGAAUUCCUUCCAUUUUGAAGUCCCUUUUGAAGGAUAAUUCAUCUGUCAAGGUAGGAAUUGGUGUAGCCAACGAUGCCUCGAAGAUUUCAAAGGAUUAUAAUGUGUGUGUAGAACCUGUGGAGGAUUUGUCAAGCCUUGCUAACCUCAAGAUUGGUGGAGCUCCUAAGAAGUGGGGUCUUAGUUCUUUGACUGAAACGGUUACAUGCAAACAGUUGGAGAAGCCUCGAAAAAUAAGACUGGGAAAUUGGGAAACUAAUGUGUUGUCAACAGAGCAACUCCAGUAUGCUGCCACUGAUGCUUUUGCAUGUUGGUAUUUGUAUCAGGUUCUGAAGGGCUUCCCGGAUGCAACAGCUGAAGCAGAAGACGUGAAGCAAACAAGCCAUGCUGUUUCAUGAGUAAAGCAUCCCUCUAUAUAGAAUAAUCUUUUCACUUGGUAACCACUGAUCCAAUGGGUUAUCACCAUUCUUUUUCCAUGAUGAUAUCUGGAUCAGGGUACUCUUCACAUGAAAAAGCAUAAAGAAUGGCUGGAAACUGGAUUGCUUUGGAUGGAGGUAGAAUCCAUGUAUGCAAAGAGCAACUUGUUUUGCAGCCUAUGGUUCGCGAGACCAGGCCUAGAUGGGAUGUCAGACCUCCAAGAUAGAUAGAAGGGGGAGGCAAGUAAGUCCGAGAUGGACCUCUCAACACACCUGCUGUCAGCGCUUUAAGAUCACCACGCCUCAAACCAUGAAUAAAAGCCCUGUCGCUAGUCCUAGCAUCCAAAGAGAAAUUUUUUGUACACCGCCCGGGGUCAUGUAGCCAUAUUUUUCAACAUGCAUUUAGUGUUUGUAAUUUUAUUUUUCAUUUAAA
Molecule: messenger RNA, 1440 nt
Organism: Elaeis guineensis (African oil palm)
Lineage: Eukaryota; Viridiplantae; Streptophyta; Magnoliopsida; Arecales; Arecaceae
Product: 3'-5' exonuclease
Biological process (GO): nucleobase-containing compound metabolic process
Molecular function (GO): nucleic acid binding; 3'-5' exonuclease activity
Source: RefSeq, a predicted model, not a curated record